Molecule: messenger RNA, 2068 nt
Organism: Blastomyces dermatitidis ER-3
Lineage: Eukaryota; Fungi; Ascomycota; Eurotiomycetes; Onygenales; Ajellomycetaceae
Product: CMGC/SRPK protein kinase
Exons: 3
Coding region: 593-2023 (476 amino acids)
Biological process (GO): regulation of mRNA processing; protein phosphorylation; spliceosomal complex assembly
Molecular function (GO): ATP binding; protein kinase activity
Source: RefSeq, a predicted model, not a curated record
CUUCAAGUAGGUCCUCAGCUGGCCAAACAACCUUUCCAGAUCCCCUUCCACCCCGAGGAGUUUUGUCCUCCUUCUCUGGAGUAUGUGUUGCCUCGUUUAGAACGAAGUCCUCUUUGUCAUUCGUGUACCCAUGCGAUGCCACAUGGAAUUCCCGCUCCACCUGAUCGUCGGCUUUGAAGGCGAAGGUGCCAUGCCAGCCUUUGGGGUCUUUGACAUGUCGGAUCUGAGUCAUGGUCUAGUUAGCACUCGACAAUAUAUAACUAGUGUCUAUGGCCAAGAGGAGCAAGUUUUUGGUCUCGAGCUGUCGCAUAGGCCAGGGCGACCAGAGUUUUUUUUUGACUUGAACUGAUCGUGUUGCCGGCAUAGAAAAAGUAUCUGACAAACUUGGCGCCCCCUCUAGUAGCCAUAUUUUCAAGAAGCAACAAUGUAGGAGCAGACACCACUAGCAAGAGUCCAAAUGUUUUAUAUUUGAUUGUAGGGAUUAUGAAGAGAGGGCCAUCGCGCUCUUCUUAUAUUUUUAUCUUUACCCUGUAAAGAGCGGGGGAAAGUACUGGCCCUGUUCACCAUCCACCCAUCACCACUUCGACUUAUCAUGGCAUGUUACUCUAAAAGAACCGCUUCUUCUAUCCUUGUUUUCUGGGCAUCGAAGUCCCUUCAACUCUCGACUCCAUUGUCACGUCCACCAUCCAUUUGCCGCUCUCGGAAGGUUGAGUUGAGCUUCUCAUCUUCUUAUUCAUCAACGGUAAUGUCGCGCGGGGAAGAAGAUGGAAGGGAGCAUCGCUUCGCCUACAACUGGAUCGACGGUGCAGAGUCACUCAAAAGGUACAAACCUGGGGGUUAUCAUCCUAUCAUGAUUGGGGAUAUGCUACACGAGCGAUACCGCAUCGUGGACAAGCUGGGUUUCGGAGGCUAUUCAACUGUUUGGCUAGCCCAAGACACUCAUCUGAAGCGCUACGUUGCUGUCAAAGUUGGCAUAGCAAACUCGCUUCCGCAUGAGACUAAGAUCCUGCAAGCUCUUUCCGCGCCACUACCGUUGUCUUCGUUCCUACAUCCAGGGCGCAAUUCAAUUCCUUUCAUCCUAGAUGAAUUCAAGCUACACGGUCCCAAUGGAACUCAUCCAUGCUACACAAUGACCCCCGCACGAUGCAAUCUCAGAGAGGUCUCUUUUAGCCGCCUGUUUCCUCUUGAAGUUACGCGGGCGCUGUCGGGUGGCCUCGCAGUAGCUAUUGCAUAUUUGCAUUCACGAGGCUAUGUCCAUGGAGAUAUCCACCUUCGCAACAUCUUAGUUAAACUCUCAUCAAGUUUCGAUCAGCUCUCGAUCGAACAGUUAUAUGAAGAAUAUGACAAGCCUGAGACAGUCCCCAUUAUGGAGUGCAAUGGCAAAUCGCUUCCACCCAGUGUUCCAGCAAAGGCAGUGAUCCCACUCCGCCUUGGGAAAAAUGCAGAAGAAUUCUCACUGUCUGACGCGCGUGUGCUUCUUAGUGACUUUGGCGAGGCAUUUGCCCCAGCCUUGGAGGUUCGUCGCGGGGAAGACUGCCACACGCCGUUGGCUAUGCGGGCCCCAGAAGCCCGAUUCGAGCCGCAUGCCCCGCUGUCAUUUUCAGCAGACAUUUGGAGCCUGGCCAUAACAAUCUGGGAGAUUCUUGGCAUGAAGGCCAUUUUCAGUAGCGAAUUCGCGACUGUGGAUGACAUAAUCUCUCAGCAAAUUGAUGUGCUGGGACCAAUUCCCUCAAAGUGGUGGGAGCGAUGGGACGAACGGAGUCAAUUCUUCAACCAGGAUGGACGUCCGAAAGAAUGCCGGGAUGUGUGGCCUCCAAUUGAUGAAGCAUUUGAGGAAGGCGUGCAGAAGUAUCGAUGGAAGCGUCGAGUAGGUGAGUUUGGUCGGGAGGAAACGGUUGCUCUCCUAGAAUUGAUGCGUCAAAUGCUGGCAUUCCAGCCAGAAGAGCGACCAACAGCCGAAGAGGUCCUCAAGUCAGAGUGGAUGGUCAAGUGGGUGUUGCCUGAUUUUAAGCGCAGUUUGUAGAUAGGCCAAGCUCUCCAAGCAGGGUAGAAAAGGCCCAACAAUGCA